Molecule: messenger RNA, 969 nt
Organism: Arachis stenosperma
Lineage: Eukaryota; Viridiplantae; Streptophyta; Magnoliopsida; Fabales; Fabaceae
Exons: 1
Coding region: 1-969 (322 amino acids)
Source: RefSeq, a predicted model, not a curated record
AUGGCUACCACCAUGUCUCCACUCACCACCGAAGAGCUCCACCACUUUCACAAAACCGACCGCAGCCUCUUCCGCUUCCUCAUCUUCAAACUCCGCCGUGACAUCACGCAAUCCCUUCUUGUCAUGGCCCUGUGGCUAUGGCUAGAACACAUUGGCUACCCUAACCUCAUUCACACUAUCAUGCAACUACAAAACCAGCCUUCCCUCGUGGCCGCCGUGGUCGACGAGGCCGCCGCAUGCCUCGUAUUCCUCGAGACAGAAAACCUCAGCAGUGGCGGUGGCGGUGGCGGAGGCUUAUUCUUAACGAAAAAGUUAAUCCAAAGAGACAUCUCAAUUAGAAUCUUCCAUGAGAGAAGGUACACUGCACUUGCCGGAAUCAAAAGCGUUCUUAAAAACAUAUGCAGUAGAAUCUUCUUAGACAUCUUGCAUGGUAAUAAAAAUAUUCUCCAAAAAAGAAAUAAAAAUAAUAAUCAUCACAAAAAUGGCAACGUUCUUGUUAUCACGUCAUCGAAGAAAAUGCAUAAUAGUAAUUUCACUAAUUUGUCUACUUCCCCGGGUUUUCGCCACACUUUCUUUGGCGACAUUAUUGGCAUGAUGAUGACACCACCGCCGCAAUUAGUAGAGGCAUCAUCUUCAAAUCUCGGUUUGCUUCAUGAGAAUAAUAUAUGGAAUGGGAAGAGGCCCUCCGAUGAUGUUUGCAAAGAGGAUAGAACAAUGUUCUUGACAUUCUCUAGAGGCUUUCCGGUGUCGGAGAAGGAAGUCAGAGAAUUGUUUGGGGAUGAAUGUGUGGAGAGUGUAACCAUGGGUGGCGGCGGCGGCAACGAUGGUCGCCAGAAAUUGUAUGCGGUGAUGGUGCUAAAGAAGGUGGCCAUGGUGGAUCGGAUUCUCAAUGGUAAAAGGAUUGCAAAGCAUCAUAUUAACGGCAAACAUAUUUGGACUCGCAAGUUUGAAUUUCACUCUUAUUGUUAA